AUGCGAGAUCUAUCUCAUCAGCAGAUGAUCGAAGCUGAACGACGAAAAGUUUCUAUGAAUACUUCACUUCAAAAUCGUAUUAUCAUUAAUAUAAGUGGAGUUCGUUUUGAGACAUUCAAAUCUACUUUUGAAGUCUAUCCAAAUACGUUGUUAGGCAAUGAAAAACGACGUAAAUAUUAUUAUGAUACUGUGCUUGAUGAAUAUUUCUUUGAUCGUCAUCGAGGAUGUUUUGAAGCUAUUCUCUAUUAUUAUCAAUCAAAAGGUCGAUUACGUCGACCCAAUUCAGUACCACUUGAUACAUUUCUUGAAGAAGUCACUUUUUUUGAUUUGGGUCAAGAUGCUCUUGCUCAAGUAUGCAAAGAUGAAAAUUUGAAAGAGGUUGAAAAACCUCAAUUACCUCGGAAUCGUUGCCGUCGAUAUAUUUGGGCCACCAUAGAAUAUCCAGAAUUUUCAUUCAUUGCCAAACUGUUUAAUAUUCUUUUGUUAAUUAUUAUUCUUAUCUCUACAAUUACCUUAGCAAUUGAAUCAUUACCACAAUAUUCACAUUUAUCAGAAGAUGCAUGUACAAAAGAAUAUAAGCACCGUAAAAUUGGAAAGAGCAAUUACUCGAUGAAUUUUAGCGAACAUAUUUGUCUUUCCUAUUUUUCAUCACCAUUUCAUCGAAUUCAGAUAAUUUGUAUUGGAUUUUUUACUCUUGAGUUGAUUCUACGUCUAAUCAGUACACCAUCAUUAUCUAAGCAUUUCAAGAGUUUUAUGAAUUGGAUUGAUAUAAUUGCUGUCGUUCCAUUCUAUGUCAACAUUAUCAUUAAUCUUGUUGAUCAAUUACACUAUCAAAAUGUUACCAUUUAUAGUAGUCUUGCAUUGUUACGUGUUCUUCGAUGUGUUCGUAUAUUUAAAUUUUAUCGAGUUUUUAAAAAUAUCAAAACCAUUCGUGUUCUUGCCGUGACAGUGAAAGAAUCAAUGCCUGAUUUUCUUGUUUUGGCAGUUACAUUGACGCUUAUAGCAUUUCUCUUUGGUGCAGCUAUCUAUCUCAUCGAGAAUACAAAUGAUAGUUCGGCUUUUGAUUCGAUACCUAAAGCUACCUAUUGGGGUGUUAUAACAAUCACUAGUGUCGGCUAUGGUGAUAUAGUGCCAGUCACAGCUCUCGGACGUCUGAUUGCUGCUUUAUGUGCCUUGAGUGGUGUGGGCACUAUUGCUAUGCUUGUUUCAGUUCUAGUCGAUCGAUAUCAACGAGUAUAUACAAAGUGCAAAGCUCGUGAAUGUCUCGAAACAAAUGAUCCAGUGGCAAGUCUUAUUGAACGUGCAUAUUGA
Molecule: messenger RNA, 1311 nt
Organism: Rotaria sp. Silwood1
Lineage: Eukaryota; Metazoa; Rotifera; Eurotatoria; Philodinida; Philodinidae
Source: the annotation of a GenBank genome assembly